GAGUUUUACCGAAGCUUCCCGAGAGCCUCCGAGUUCAAACGGUCCACAAAGCCGACAUCAGCCGAAACUCGCCAGUUACUCCCGAGCCAGUCCCAUUGAAGUGUGUUGUUGGGGGUGAUGGGGAGGACGAGAUUCAUGAAAUAAAUAGGGCUUAAAAAAAAAAAAAAAAGACUAUUUCCAGAAAGCUUCCCUCCUGAGCCCCUCCCUCUCCGCUGCUUUUCGGCUUUUCGGCUUGGCAAAGAGACGCACUCUUCAGGAUGAAAGCAAUCAGCUCUGCAGUGCUCAGCGCCCUGUUCUGCACCGUUGUGUCAGCAUCUUCAAAAGUCAAAGAGGAGCACAGGACAGCCUUCUUUGGGGAGGACAUUCACAUCGCUGUCCCGCCUGGGAACGUCGGCGAGGUGGUGUUCAAGCCCAGAACAGAUGUCCUCGCUGAGGUGGAUCUGAUGCGAGAAGGAAAGGUGGUGAAUCCCCGGUGCCGCAUCAACUCUCUGGGCCACCUGGUGCUGGAGGACGUGAAGGAGGAGGACGAGGGCGUGUAUGUCAUCAAGACCACCAACAACUCCAACACAGCCAAGCACCUCAUCCUCAUUGUCCGAGACUGCGCAGUGGAACAAGUGGUGAAGUACGGAGAAACUUACACCAUCCAUCUCAACCAAGUGGAGGGCCCCAUCACCCUGGAGUUCAGGCCAAGUCUGGUUCAGCCCAAUCAGACUGAGGUCCAUCAUGCAAUGGAUGAGUCUCCAUCCGUGGUGCUGUACAACCAGACGGCGGUGACUGCAGAGGAGUAUGUGAGGCGCCUCAGCGUGUCAGAGAAACGGGUGACACUGCACCCUGUCAGGAUGACGGACGAGGGGAGCUUUACGGUGCUGGACCGGGAGGGCAAAGUGAGGAGGAGGAACUGUCUGAACGUCAGAGCGCACCAGAUCUUCAUGAAACUCGCCUAUGGAGCAAACCUGAAUAUGAAACUCUACCUUCAUUACUCCAACCUUAACAUCGUCUACAUGCCCAAAUCAGACAACCGGCCCCGUGUCAUCCUGGACCAGGGGGUUCUGGUGACCCAUCUGGACCCCAUGCUGGAGGGCAGGCUGACCGUGGAGGGAUCGGAGCUCAUGAUGAAGAAACUCCAUGUGGCCGACAUCGGUGUCUUCAUGGUGACCGACCUGGAUGGGUUGCUUGUGGCUCAUGUUUACGUCGAGGUGGAAUCCUAUAAGCUGCCUCCGCUGACUGUAGCCAUACUCUCCCUGCUGGGCCUGAUCGCCUUCAUGCUGCUGGUCUGCCUGCUGUCCUGUCUCUUUAAAAUGCACAAAAGGAACGAGAAGAACAAGAAGCUGAUGCUCCUCGCUCAGCAGGGCAGCAAGGGAGACGGCGAUGCUUUCAGACAGGUGGUCCAUGAAGCAUACACAAGGUUUGCUGAGGAGUCUCUGAUGCAGUCUGUGAGUGAUAAGACCCCGGACACCACAGAGGUCACCAUCAAGGGCCUCGAGGUGUCCAAACCAGGACGCUACCAGGCUCUGACCUCGGACAACUUCCUGGAGAUGAGCGACUCUGGGGUGGAGUUCAGUCACUCGGGCCUCCCGCUGGACAGCGACACUGACGGUGCCAUGACCUACGCCUCCCACAAGCCCCUUCUGAACGCCAUCUCCCCGACAGCCGUGACGGCGGGAGUUUUCUCGGACAGCCUGGAGGCCACCCUGACCACCCACGGCGAUCUCACCGCCAGCCGGACCCCCGACUCCGUCCUCAGUGCCAGCCCUGCCUCAAAUCCUCGCUCGCUCGCCGCUGCCACCCCAGACGGCAGCAUCGGCGGGGCCGCGUCGCCCGGAGCCGCCUCUAGGGGCACCGCGGGGUCGGAUUCAACCAAGACAGAAGGAGGGGCUGAGGGUGAAGAGGCGGGGCAGAAGGAGGAGGGAUCAUCUCCGAGCACCUGAGAGGAUUCACCGGUCUAUUUUUUUAAUCUCGUUGCCCUAACCCUAUACAGAUAGACAUCUACACCCUCUCUGGCUCUGCGUUCCCAGGAACUCCACCAUAUCCAAACAUCACCAAGUCCUCGAUCACUGCAUCUGAAACACAAUCACAGACUAAAUACUCACGCUUGGAUCAGUUAAGAUUCAGUUAAGCCCAAAAGAAAAUAACAAAAAUGGGGCGGCUGCACAAAAUGUAUGGCACUAAACGGGAUGCAAAAGACAAACCCCCCGCUCAGUCAAAAGAAGAACAAAGCAAUUCUGUGCAUCUGGAAACAUGCAUGCAUUUAAAUUAGCGUAGUUAUUGUAGUUCAGAUCUGCAGAAAAUGCUGACCUUAGAGUAGAUCGACUGCAUGCAGGCUUCUGUUGGUCC
This is a messenger RNA of Labrus mixtus (cuckoo wrasse), 2334 nucleotides long. RefSeq lists its product as uncharacterized. The transcript is spliced from 10 exons. The record is from RefSeq and is a predicted model, not a curated record. Bases 258 to 1928 code for a protein of 556 amino acids. Lineage: Eukaryota; Metazoa; Chordata; Actinopteri; Labriformes; Labridae.